GGCGGCGCGCAUCAUCUCCUUUCUGUGAGCGGGCGCGAGCGUCGGGAUCCAAGGACAGACCAUGAGCAUCAGGUCAUCCGAAAGUCCACCGACCAAUAUAGCGUAAAAAACGACAUACAAAGGAGACGUGGGUGGGGAAAAAAAACAAACGACCGGACAACGAACUUUGUCGAAUGGGCCGAGGCUGCGAGGACACAGUGAAUCAACAGGACAAGAGCGGCUCCACGGACACACGCCAUGACAGACAAGUACGUGUGAUUCCCCCGGUGAACCACCGUGGGUUAUCACCGUUAGAAAAAAAAACGGAAAGCAGAGCUUAGGACCAAGGUCACAGACUGACGGGAGCAACAUCGCCGUGAUUGAAAUCAAUCAACAGGAGAGUGAAAACCCUUGCUGCUGUGACGGAAUCCACAGUUGUGGGCUUCUCGUGUCAACACCAGCCCCGGAAUAAAGAUAAACAACAACACUUGGAAUCAUGGAGCUGCGUAGCAUGCUGCUGCUCACUGUACUACAGUGCUGCUCGGUGGCCCGCGGCGGCUGCGAGCCUCGGCUGGUGGACAUCGGCGCCGUCCUGAGCCAAAAACGUUACGAGCAGGUGUUCAAGGAAGCAGUGAGCCAGGCCAACGCUCUGUACGGGAAGGACAAGUUCAAGAUGAACGCCAUCUCUGUUACACACAAGCCCAACGCCAUCCAAAUGGCCCUGUCUGUGUGUGAGGACCUCAUUUCCAACCAGGUCUACGCCAUCCUGGUGAGUCACCCGCCUCAGUCCAAUGAUCACCUGACUCCGACGCCCGUUUCCUACACCGCCGGGUUCUACAGAAUUCCCGUGGUCGGCCUGACGACAAGAAUGUCGAUUUAUUCUGACAAGAGCAUCCACCUGUCGUUCCUGAGGACCGUUCCCCCGUACUCCCACCAGGCCAACGUCUGGUUCGACCUGAUGAGGGAGUUCAGGUGGAACCACAUCAUCCUGAUCGUGAGCGACGACCACGAGGGCCGCGCCGCUCAAAAGAGACUGGAGACGCUGUUGGAAGAGAAAGAGACCAAGACUAAAAUCAGGAACUAUGAAAGCAUCGACCCACAGAACUUUGACUUCAGGAGAACACCUAAGGCAGAAAAGGUGCUGAUGUUCAACCAGGACACCAACCUGACGGCGCUGCUGCUCGAGGCCAAGGACCUGGAGGCUCGAGUCAUCAUCCUCUCUGCCAGUGAGGAUGAAGCCGCGGCCAUGUACAAAGCGGCCCGUCAGCUCAACAUGACUGGCUCCGGUUAUGUGUGGCUGGUCGGAGAAAGAGAGAUGAAUGGAAAAGCUCUGAGUGAAGCUCCAGAUGGACUGCUGGGCCUCCAGCUAAUCAACGGUAAGAAUGAGUCGGCUCACAUCGCUGACGCUGUGGCCGUCGUCGCUCAGUCUCUGCAGGAGUUAUUCGAGAAGGAGAACAUCACAGAGCCGCCCAGGGGCUGUGUGGGUAACACCAACAUCUGGAGGACCGGACCGCUCUUUAAACGUGAGGAUGAAGCCGCGGCCAUGUACAAAGCGGCCCGUCAGCUCAACAUGACUGGCUCCGGUUAUGUGUGGCUGGUCGGAGAAAGAGAGAUGAAUGGAAAAGCUCUGAGUGAAGCUCCAGAUGAAUCAGCAGUCUCCGGGCAGACAAGACUGACAUUUGAAAUCUUCAGAGGGGUUCCUCAGAGUGUCGUACCGAUUGUGACAAUUCAUCAGGAGCCGUUCGUCUACGUGAAGCCAACCAGGAGUGACGGGACAUGUAAAGAAGAGUACAGUGUGAAUGGAGUCUUGAUCAAGAAGGUGAUUUGUACCGGACCCAACGGUACUAUACCAGGUCAGCCCACUGUUCCUCAGUGUUGCUACGGUUUUUGCAUCGACUUGCUCAUCAAGUUGGCGAUGAGCAUGAACUUCACCUACGAGGUCCACCUGGUGGCAGAUGGAAAAUUUGGCACGCAGGAGCGAGUCAACAACAGCAACAAGAAGGAGUGGAACGGGAUGAUGGGGGAGCUGCUGGGAGGUCUCGCCGACAUGAUCGUGGCUCCUCUCACCAUCAACAACGAGCGCGCUCAGUACAUAGAGUUCUCCAAACCCUUCAAAUACCAGGGGCUUACUAUCCUGGUCAAAAAGGAAAUCCCACGCAGCACUCUGGACUCAUUCAUGCAGCCGUUCCAGAGUACACUGUGGCUGUUAGUCGGUCUGUCGGUCCAUGUGGUGGCAGUGAUGCUCUACCUAUUAGACCGAUUCAGCCCGUUUGGAAGGUUUAAAGUCAAUAGCGAAGAAGAAGAAGAAGACGCCCUCACCCUUUCGUCAGCCAUGUGGUUCUCAUGGGGAGUACUGCUGAACUCCGGUAUAGGAGAAGGAGCUCCUCGGAGUUUCUCGGCGAGGAUUUUAGGUAUGGUGUGGGCAGGAUUCGCCAUGAUAAUCGUAGCAUCGUAUACUGCCAACCUGGCAGCCUUCCUGGUGCUGGAUCGGCCUGAGGAGCGCAUUACUGGCAUCAACGACCCCAGGCUGCGGAAUCCGUCAGAUAAAUUCAUCUACGCCACAGUGAAGCAGAGCUCGGUGGAUAUCUACUUCAGGCGGCAGGUGGAGCUGAGCACCAUGUACAGGCACAUGGAGAAGCACAACUACGAGAGCGCCGCCGAGGCCAUCCAAGCAGUCAGAGACAACAAGCUCCACGCGUUCAUCUGGGACAGCGCCGUGUUAGAGUUCGAGGCCUCGCAGAAGUGUGACCUGGUGACAACGGGAGAGCUUUUCUUCCGCUCGGGAUUCGGCAUUGGAAUGAGAAAAGACAGUCCGUGGAAACAGAAUGUUUCCCUGGCUAUUCUUAGGUAAAAUAAACCUUUUUUUUUAUUUUCAAAAAUAAGUAUCAGACUGAUGUCACUUUUUUUUGUUGGUGUCUUCAUGUUGGUGGCUGGUGGUAUCGUCGCCGGGAUCUUCCUCAUCUUCAUCGAGAUCGCCUACAAACGUCACAAAGACGCUCGCAGGAAACAGAUGCAGCUCGCCUUCGCUGCCGUCAACGUGUGGAGGAAGAACCUUCAGCCGUACCCGACCGACAUCACCGGCCAGCUCAACCUAUCGGAUCCGUCCGUCAGCACCGUGGUCUGAAGGAAAUGACGGCGAUGGAGAGAAAACUUCACUGCUACUGCUGAGCCUAUCACACCAGUACACACACACACACACACAGAACCACACAUACAUCAUAUGGACACACCCGUGGAAACAGGAAGGGGCCGUGUUUUCGGGUAUCCGACACACACACACACACUCCAUCCGUCAUCCCGAACCUAAAUCUCUAACCAAGUAUAAACACACGCUCACCUAGCCGCGCUUGUAGCCUUCAGCCUUAAGCCUUAUUUACCAAGAAUGUUUUGGGUUAUUUUUUUUUUAAACGAAAGAACCGAUACGGAACACUUUUAUUUUGGAACCUGCCUGUGAUAUGGUACAGAUGGCGCUGUCACAAUGAUAAAUGGCACCGAUGUUUGAAACCACCGCUGCCAGCCGUCACCCCUGAACAUAAUUCUGAAAAGUUUCCUCCCGACGUAGGAAUUAAUUAGGAACAGGUCCGUUCGGGAGCCUUUUUCUGUUACUGAUCCAGAAAAUGUAGAUCAGGAAGUUUCUCGUUGUUGGGUUCCUAUUAAGGUGGAACCUGCUGAUUGGAGUACGGUCUCUCAGAGACCUGAUGUUACGGAAUUUCCAUUUAUCGAGCCUUUGACGCAGUUGCAGACCUGACGAUUGGUAACGUUCCUGUUUUUGAAGAAACCCGUCAACGAGAAACCUUUGGUGGGAGACACAGUGAUCGGGAACAUAAGGAAAAGGAU
Cynoglossus semilaevis (tongue sole) is the source of this 3816-nucleotide messenger RNA. Its product is annotated as glutamate receptor ionotropic, NMDA 1-like. Gene Ontology annotation, biological process: monoatomic ion transport. The record is from RefSeq and is a predicted model, not a curated record. Gene Ontology annotation, cellular component: membrane. The transcript is spliced from 20 exons. Gene Ontology annotation, molecular function: ligand-gated monoatomic ion channel activity; signaling receptor activity. NCBI's taxonomy places the organism in Eukaryota, Metazoa, Chordata, Actinopteri, Pleuronectiformes, Cynoglossidae.